Messenger RNA from Dama dama (fallow deer), 7901 nucleotides. RefSeq names its product tet methylcytosine dioxygenase 1 (gene TET1). Gene Ontology annotation, cellular component: nucleus. Gene Ontology annotation, biological process: positive regulation of transcription by RNA polymerase II; oxidative demethylation. The transcript is spliced from 13 exons. NCBI's taxonomy places the organism in Eukaryota, Metazoa, Chordata, Mammalia, Artiodactyla, Cervidae. The record is from RefSeq and is a predicted model, not a curated record. Bases 245 to 6751 code for a protein of 2168 amino acids. Gene Ontology annotation, molecular function: zinc ion binding; DNA binding; DNA 5-methylcytosine dioxygenase activity.
UGCCCCCCCGGACGCCCCCUGCCCCGCCCCAGUCAUGCAACUCUACCUGCCUCUGCGCUGUGGACCUUUGGGAAGCAGUCGCCCACCCCGGGGGCUCGGGCCCUGACCCUGCCAGGCAGCCGACCAAAACCUCGUGCAACUGAGCACAACCAUGGUGCAUGCAGAUUCUCCUCUGAAGUGAGACUUUCCAAAGGACCAAUGACUCUGUCCCUCGUGCCCUUUCAGAUUUUCCUACUUCAUAGCAAUGUCUCGAUCUCGCCACGCAAGACCUUCCAAAUUAGUCAGGAGGGAAGAUCUAAACAAAAAGAAAAACAAUCAACUGAAGAAGGGAUCUAAGCCAGCCAACAAAAAUGUGGUGACUGUCAAGACUGUGAGCCCUGGAAAAUUGAAGCAAUUCGUGCAAGAAAGAGAUGUUAAGAAAAAAACAGAACCCAAACUGACUGUGCCAGUCAGAAGCCUUCUGACAAGAGCUGGAGCAGCACGAAUGAAUUUGGAUAGGACCGAGGUUCUUUUUCAGAACCCAGAGUCCUUAACUUGCAAUGGGUUUACAAUGGCUCUGCGAAGCACCUCUCUUAGCAGACGACUGUCCCAACCCCCAGUGGUCAUAGCCAGACCCAAGAAAGUUCCACCACCUAAGAAUCUAGGAAAGCAACAUGAGUGUGAUUAUAAGGUACUUACAGAUACGGGAGUAAAGCACUCAGAAAAUGAUUCAGUCCCAAUGCAAGACCCCCCAAUCCCCCCUGAUAUAGAGAAGCUAAUUGGCAUACAAAAUGCAUCUUUCAUUAAAGAUGAGAGCCAAAAGACAACCCAGUCUUGGUCCCAAGGUGUUGAGGAUUCCAGAAUAAUUUGCUCUACUCCUAGUGACCCUGCAGCAGAGAUUCUUUCUGGGUCACUGGAAGGGACAUGUGGUGGAGAAGGACUGUUCUCUAGAGAGACAUUGAAUGAUAUCAGUGAUUCCCCUAGAAUGUUUGCUCAGGACACUGUCUGUGUUCCUUUGCUCCAAAGAGCAGCCCUCAAGGUUACCUCUGAAGGAAACCCCAGCAUUCAGUUAGAAGAUUUGGGUUCACGAGUAGAAUCUCUUAAGCUGUCUGAUUCUUACCUGGAUCCCAUCAAAAGUGAACAUGAUUGCUGCCCCACCUCCAGCUUUAAUAAGGUUGUACCUGCAUUGGACCUUAGAAACUGUUUGUCUAUUGGUGGGUCGAUAUAUCCUACCUCAUUAAUAAAACUCCUCUUGGCAGGUUCAGAACAAGAAACCCUUGGUGCUAAACCAGAUCAUCAAGAGGUACGCAAAGCUACCCCAGAUCAACAGGAAGUUCCUGAUACCACCCCUGUGCUAGCACAGGCCUUGAGUGCUAUCCCACAUCAAUGGGAAGUUCCUGGUGCUAACCCAGUUCAUGGAGAGCCUUUGGGUGAGAUCCCAGACCCACCAGAGAUUCUUGGUGCUAUUCCAGUCCAAGGAGAGGUCUUUGGUGCUAUCUUAAAUCAACAAGUCCUUGGUAUGGGUAGUGGUUCUGCCUCAGACCCGCCUGUCUUUCUUCCUGGCCCUCUUAACCCAGUUGCUACCUGUAAUGCUCUCCCAGCAUGGCCUGAGCUCCAGGGCACUGUUUCAUCUGGGCUUGAGGUCCCGGGCACUAUGCAGAUUUUGCCUUCGGGCUCAGGUCACACUCCUCAACCAUCAUCAAACUCAGAGAUAAUUUUGGUACCUCCUGUAAUACCUAUGAACAAUAUAGAAAAUGAGAAGAAGAUUCACAUAAGCUUUCUGCCAGCUCACACUCAGGGGUUCACAUUAGCCCCUGAGAGAGGACUCCAGCCGGCUCCACAGGGCAUCACCCGACUCUCCCUGGUGAGUCCCAGCACAUUGGAAGGAGGCAGCUCCCAGAUCAGUGCCACCAGCUUGGUUGAUGUCAACCCCACUGUGGCAUCUAGGCCAGUGCCACUUGCUAGUACCUCUUCUCCUUCCUACACAACUCUGCUACCUACCUUGGAAAAGAAGAAACGAAAGCGAUGUGGGGUCUGUGAGCCCUGCCAGCAGAAGACCAAUUGUGGUGAAUGUACUUACUGUAAGAAUAGAAAGAACAGCCAUCAGAUCUGUAAGAAGAGGAAAUGUGAGGAACUGAAAAAGAAGCCAUCUGUCAUUGUGUCUUUGGAGGUUGUAAAGGAAAACAAGAGGCCCCAGAGGGAAAAGAAGCCCAAAGUUUUAAAGGCAGAUUUUGACAACAAACUGGUAAAUGGCCCCAAGUCAGAAUCCAUGGAAUACAGUAGUUGUGGUCAUGAGGAAGAACAGAGAUUGGAAUUGAAUUCAUGUCCCUUAGAAAAUGUAACUAAAAAUGAAGAAAGUAUGACAGGUAUUGAAGUGGAGAAUUGGACCCAAAACAAGAAAUCACACUUAACUGAUCAUGUCAAAGGAGAAUUUAGUACAAUUAAAACAGAAGUUGAAAAUUUGAAAAACUCUGAAGAUGACAGGAAAAAAAUUCUACUUACUGACCUCCUUGAACCUCAAAAAUUGUUUGCACAAACUGUAAGAAAUGGCAUUAAAAAUGUACACUAUUUACCAACUGAAACAAAUUUGUCUUUUAAAAAAAUCAACAUUGAAGAACUUGGCAAGGCAUUUGAAAACAAUCCUUAUAAAUUCCUGAAAGACACCGCAAACCAUAACAAUGUCAUGAGCGGCAUUGCUACUAGUGCGAGCUGUGAUCAUCUCAAGGGGAAGAGUAAUGUUUUGGUUAUUCAGAAGCCUGGCUUUAAUUGUAAGUCUUUCCCAGAUCCUGUGAACUGCAACUUAAAUAGUCAUACUAGUAUACACAAUGAAAGUGAUCAACCAAAAUCCCUAGAAAUUAUCGCAAAUAGAGAACUAAAAGAAGGGUCAACACUUCAACCAAGUCUCCUAUCCCUAAUGAAAGAUAGGAGAUUAACACUAGAACAAGUAGUGGCCAUAGAAGCUCUCACACAACUUUCAGAAGCCCCAUCAGAAAAUUCCUCUCCAUCGAAGUCAGAGAAGGAUGAAGAAACAGAACAGAGAACAGCUAGUUUGCUUAAUAGCUGUAAAGCUAUUCUGUAUUCUGUGAGAAAAGACCUCCAAGACCCAAGCUUAAAAGGGGAGCCACAGAGCCUUCAUCACUGUCCGUCUUUGGAAAAGCAAAGCUCAUGCAACACUGUAGUGUUCAAUGGCCAAAAUAUCAUUUCUAAGUCACACAACAGCUCACCUAGUGACCAAGCAUCCACAAAGGCACAGGAAAAUUCAAUGGUCACAAAUUCAAUAUCACUUUUUAUACCAAAUUCAAAUUCAUCUAAAACAGAUAACAAUAAAAAUAUUGCUCAAGGUAGGAUUACUCUUGACAGUUCUAGGAAUUUGCAGCAGUUGACCACAAUAACUAGCAAAUCAGAGUAUUGUAACCAGUCACUGGACAACAGCAUCAAGUUGGAUUCAAAGGAUAAUUCAUCAUGCCAAGAUUCAGUUCAUAGUAAGAUAGAAGAAGAUGUUGCCGCACAGUUAACACAACUUGCAUCAAUGAUUAAAUUCAAUUAUGUGAAACCAGAGGACAAAAAAGUUGAAAGUACACCAACAAGCCUUGUUGCAUAUAAUGUCCAGCAAAAGUAUAACCAAGAGAUGGGCACAACACCACAGAAACCACCUUCCAGUGUACAAAAUAAUCAAGGCUCAUCAGUAACAAAGCAAAAGAACACAAUCCAGAAAAAGACAAAAUCUACUCCAUCAAGAGAUAGACGGAAAAAAAAGCACAUGGUCAUAAGUUGUCAAGAAAAUGACCAGAAAAAGCAGGAACAGUUGUCAUAUGAGUAUAGUAAAUUACAUGACAUUUGGAUAGCAUCUAAAUUUCAAAGAUUUGGUCAAUUUGGUCCACAUGAUUUUCCCAUUCUAUUGGGAAAAAUUCCUCCCCUAACUAAAGUAUGGAAACCACUGACUCAAACAAGUUCAGCAUUAGAACACAAAAAAUUAUUUCCUCCACUCACUCAGAUAAAAUUUGAGAGAUAUUAUCCUGAAUUAGCACAGGAAAAGAUGAAGGUUGAACCCCUGGAUUCUAUCCCCAUAAUCCAGUUAAAAACAGAAUCCAAUGGGCAGGCGUUUACAGAAAAUGCAUAUACUCAGGUACAGCCAACAGUGAAUGUCAAUCAGAAAGCUCAUCCUUUACUCCAGCCAGCCUCUCCAACCAACCAGUGUGCUAAAGUCCUGGAUGGCAGUGACCAAAGACAGUUCCAAGAGGAUGUUAAAGACCAACUCAUGCAUCAGAGACUGCCAACAUUUCCCGGUAUCUCUCAUGAGACCCCUUUGCCAGACCCAGCACAAAUUCUCAGGAACCUAAAUGUAGUAUGUUCAGGUGGAAUUACAGUGGUUUCUACCAAAAGUGAAGAGGACGUCUGUUCAUCUAGUGUUGGAACAUCAGAAUGUUCCCCAAUAAACAGUGCACAGAAAAGUUUUAAUGAUUAUGCGAUGAACUUCUUUACCAAUCCUACGAAAACCCUGGUGUCCACAACGAAAGAUUCUGAAUUGCCUACUUGCAACUGUCUUGAUCGAGUUAUACAAAAAGACAAAGGCCCAUAUUAUACACACCUUGGGGCAGGACCAAGUGUUGCUGCUGUCAGGGAAAUCAUGGAGAAUAGGUAUGGUCAAAAAGGAAAUGCAAUAAGGAUAGAAAUAGUAGUGUACACAGGGAAAGAAGGAAAAAGCUCUAAUGGGUGUCCAGUUGCUAAGUGGGUUUUAAGAAGAAGCAGCGACGAAGAGAAAGUUCUUUGUCUGGUUCGACAGCGUACAGGCCACCACUGCCCAACAGCUGUGAUGGUGGUGCUCAUCAUGGUAUGGGACGGCAUUCCUCUCCCCAUGGCGGACAAAUUGUACUCGCAGCUUACCGAGAGUCUCAAGUCAUACAACGGUCAUCCCACAGACCGAAGAUGCACGCUCAAUGAAAAUCGUACCUGUACAUGUCAAGGAAUUGAUCCAGAGACUUGUGGAGCUUCCUUCUCUUUUGGCUGUUCAUGGAGUAUGUAUUUCAAUGGCUGCAAAUUUGGUAGAAGCCCAAGUCCUAGAAGAUUUAGAAUUGAUCCAAGUUCUCCCUUACACCACUACUAUGAAAGAAUUACUAAAGGACGUAAUCCAGAAAGAAGAUAUAUGAAACCGGAACCAAUCUGUCCGGAACACGAGGCCAUGGAAAAAAACCUUGAAGAUAAUUUACAGAGUUUGGCUACAGAAUUAGCUCCAAUUUAUAAGCAGUAUGCUCCAGUUGCUUAUCAAAACCAGGUGGCGCUUGAACAUAUUGCCCGAGAAUGUCGGCUUGGGAAGAAAGAAGGUCGUCCUUUCUCCGGGGUCACUGCUUGCCUAGACUUCUGUGCCCAUCCCCACAGGGACAUUCACAACAUGAAUAAUGGCAGCACAGUGGUCUGCACUUUAACACGAGAAGAUAACCGCUCAUUUGGUGUUAUUCCUCAAGAUGAGCAGCUGCAUGUGCUUCCUCUUUAUAAACUUUCAGACACAGAUGAAUUUGGAUCAAGGGAAGGAAUGGAAGCCAAGAUCAAAUCUGGGGCCAUCAUGGUCCUUGCACCCCGCCAGAGAAAAAGAAUGCGAUUUACUCAACCCGUUCCUCGUUCUGGGAAGAAGAGAGCAGCGAUGAUGACAGAGGUUCUGGCGCAUAAGAUAAGGGCUGUGGAAAAAAAAUUUAUUCCUCGAAUCAAGCGGAAGAAUAAUUCAAUGACAAACAACAGUAAGGCUUCAUCACUGCCCCUUUUAGGGAAUAAAACAGAGACAGCGCAACCUGAAAUAAAAAGUGAAACUGAACCCCAUCUUAUCUUCAAAGGUUCGGACAACACUAAAAGCUACUCACCAACCCCGUCCAUUCCUCACCCAGUGAAAGAGGCAAACUUAGCUCCAGCCUUCUCCUGGUCCUCUAAGACUGCUUUGGUCACAACAGCUCCUUUUAAGAAUGAUGCAUCACUUUCGUACGGGUUUCCAGAAAGAGGUAGCAAUCCCCACUGCACAAUGCCUUCUGCAAGACACAGUGGUGCUAAUGUAGCUGCUGGGGAAUGCGCUGAAAUUGCACAGCCUGGUGAAAUGGUUCCUCUUCCCACCUUGUCUACUCCUAUGACAAAUUCCCUGGGUUAUUCUGAGCCUCCCAUUGGCCCAUCUGAGCAGCUAACUUCCAAUCAGCCAAACCAGCAGCCUCCAUUCAUCACUUCUCCUCAUGAGCUUGCUUCCUCUUUGGUGGAAGAAGAUGAGCAGCCUUCUGAAGCAGAUGAGCCUCCAUCAGACGACCCCCUUUCGGAUGACCCUUUGUCACCUGCUGAGGAGAAACUGCCCCACAUUGUUGAGUAUUGGUCAGACAGUGAGCACAUCUUCCUGGAUGCCAAUGUUGGUGGCGUGGCCAUAGCGCCUUCCCACGGCUCGGUUCUGAUCGAGUGCGCCCGGCGAGAGCUUCACGCCACGACUCCUGUCGAACACCCCAACCGAAAUCACCCUACGCGCCUCUCUCUUGUCUUCUACCAGCACAAAAACCUGAAUAAACCCCAACACGGUUUCGAACUAAACAAGAUUAAGUUUGAGGCAAAAGAAGCUAAGAAUAAGAAAACUAAGGCCUCCGAGCAGAAAGACCAGGCAGCUAACGAGGGUAUUGAACUGUCCACAGAAGUUAAUGAAUUUAGCCAGAUUCCUUCUCACAAAGCAUUAACAUUAACCCAUGACAAUGUUGUCACUGUGUCCCCUUAUGCUCUCACACAUGUUGCGGGGCCCUAUAACCAUUGGGUCUGAAGGCUUUUCUCCCCUUCUUAAUGCCUUUGCGAGUGCAGUGUAUUUUUUCAAGGUGCUCUUAAAAGAAAGUCAUGUUGUCGUUUACUAUAGCUUCAUCUCACCCAUUUGAAGGCUGAGGUUAAAAAAAAAAAAUUGGGGGUGGGUAUUUCUUAACUGUGACUAUAUUUUGACAAUUGGUAGAAGGUGCACAUUUUAAGCAAAAAUUAAAGUUUUAUAGUUUUAAAUACAUAAAGAAAUGUUUUGGUUAGGUGUUAACCUUGAUAGAAUCACUCAGUUUGGUGCUUUAAAUUGUUUACUAUGAAACGAGUCAUUUUUAGAGGAUUUUAACAGGUUCAUGUGCUAUGACGUAAAAUUAAGACACACAGUGUUAACUCUACACAGCUCCUGGUGCUUGACCACAUCGACACAAAAAUAAGCUGAUUUAUUAUUUCAUGGUGCCAUUGUUCCAACAUCUUCCAAUCAUUGCUAGGAAAUCGGCAUAUCCCUUUGAAAUAAACCAAUGAAGUGUUUUCUCUCUUAAAAUAUUUCUCCUGUAUAAAAUAACUCAUCAUUGUUAGUAAUGGUUGGAAGCUGUUCAUAAAUUGUAAAUAUAUAUUUUAAAAGCACUUUCUAUUUUUAAAAGUAACUUGAAAUAGUAUAGUAUAAGAAUCCUAUUGUCUAUUGUUUGUGCAUACUUGCAUACAAGAGAAAUCAUUUAUUCUUGCUGUGUAGAGUUCCAUCUUGUUAACUGCAAUGUGUAUCCUAAUCAUGUAUAUGGUUUGUGUUUUUUAAAUGUGUCCUUUCUCAUUCAAAGGUUAGCUACUUAUAUAAAAUAGUUAGAUCAUGCAAAAAAUGUUAAUUCUCUGUAAAAUUGAAAUUAGGAAGCAUAUCACCAAUAUUGAUUAACUUUUCUUUGGAACUAAAUAAGAGUGGUCUCUUCUGAUUGAGCAACAAUGGCCCUGAUUUACUUUCACCCCAGCUUUUGCAAUAUAAUCCAUAAAAGAUGUUUCCAAAAAGAGAUGAGACUUAAGAUGAUUCUGAAGAGUCAAAUGCUUCUAAAGUUUCAAGGUGAUAAAAUUAAAAAAUUAAGUGGCAAGAACCUUAUCUACCCCUUAUUCAUUCUGAAAGUCAUUCUGGUUCAGAAGACAAAUAAAAUUCCUGUAGAAAUUUU